Mytilinidion resinicola is the source of this 1524-nucleotide messenger RNA. RefSeq names its product MFS monocarboxylate transporter. Gene Ontology annotation, biological process: transmembrane transport. Lineage: Eukaryota; Fungi; Ascomycota; Dothideomycetes; Mytilinidiales; Mytilinidiaceae. The record is from RefSeq and is a predicted model, not a curated record. Gene Ontology annotation, molecular function: transmembrane transporter activity. Gene Ontology annotation, cellular component: fungal-type vacuole membrane. The transcript has 4 exons. The coding region runs from base 163 to 1524 and encodes 453 amino acids.
GUCUCUUAUCAACUCUUCAAAUCUAUGUAUAAAGUCAAGCGAGUACUUGCCCAGGAUUGCGGCAUCUAAACUUCAAUUUAUCGCACGUCUACCCCAGACAUCUACCCCGCAAGAAUCAACUUCCUCCCCAUAGAACCAAGAUCGGUUCAUGGUCAGCACAACAUGGCAUCUCCUCAAUCAGACGUUGAGCUCCAAAGCUUGUCCAACCUCUCCACACAACUGCGCAGCGAAAAUGCGACCGCUUUACCUGCGCGCCAAUCAACCGACUCCCGCGCCAGGGAGAUUGAGCAGCCAUCUCUGCCGCCGACAGACACAGGAAUGGCCGCAUGGCUCUUCCUAGCCGGCUGCUCUCUAAUCCAGGUUCCUGUCUGGGGCUUCUCUCUCACAUUCGGCGUGUUUCAGGAAUACUAUUCAAAACACCCGCAGGAGAUCAACGGCGAUGCCUCUAACGUUGCCGUGAUUGGGACAACAACCACCGGCGUUAUGUACCUCUUGUCGCCAAUCACCUUCACGGUUCUGUCGCGAUGGCCACGUCUACGUCGCUGGGUUGGUCCCAUUGGGCUGGUCAUCAUAGCCGUGGGCUUCCUCAUCUCAUCCUUCGCAACCUCCGUCCCGCAGCUCAUCGCUACCCAAGGCGUCAUGUGCGCCCUGGGAGCUGGCAUGCUCUUCGCGCCCACCACGCUGUAUCUCGACGAAUGGUUCGUGCGCCGCAAGGGGCUCGCCUACGGCAUCAUGUGGGCAGGCAAAAGCAUCGCCGGGGUCGCCCUCCCCUUCAUCAUGAGCGCCAGUCUAGAACGCUACGGCUCACGAACCACACUCCGCGCAUGGACCGUAGCAAUUAUCCUCCUAACCGCGCCCCUCCUCUACUUCCUGCGCCCGCGCAUCCCCCUCUCCCGCACCCACACCGUGCGCCGCAUGUCCCUCGCCUUCCUGCGCCUGCCCUCCUUCUGGAUGCUGCAGACGGGCAACAUCCUGCAAUCCCUCGGCUACUUCCUCCCCACGACCUACCUGUCGCAGUACGCCGUCGACGAAGCCCACAGCACGACGGCCAUGGGCACGCUGCUGCUCGCGCUCUUCGGCGCCGCGUCCGUGCCCGGCGGCAUCGUCAUCGGCAUGCUGGGCGACCGCCUGCGCGUCGGCACCGUCGUGCUCGCCACCUCGCUCGGCAGCGCGGCCGCCGUGUUCCUGUUCUGGGGCUUCGCGAGCCAGGUGGCGCUGCUGGUCGUGUUUGCGCUUGUGUAUGGGUUUUUCGCGGGCGGCUUUAGCAGCACGUGGAGCGCCGUGUUGACCGAGUUGAAGGCGGAGAGCCCCGCGCUGGAUACGGGGCUGGUGUUUGGGUUGCUGGCGGGCGGCCGCGGGGUGGGGAAUGUGAUUAGUGGGCCGUUGAGUGUGGCGUUGUUGCGGGAGGAUGGGUGGAUGAGGGAUGGGAGGUGGGGGUAUGGGAGUGGCUAUGGGCCGAUGAUUUUGUUUACGGGGGCGACGGCGUUGUUGGGGGGGUGGGGAUGGUUGAGUCGGUGUUUGUAG